Messenger RNA from Vicia faba (fava bean), 1515 nucleotides. The record is from the annotation of a GenBank genome assembly. Lineage: Eukaryota; Viridiplantae; Streptophyta; Magnoliopsida; Fabales; Fabaceae.
AUGCCAUCCAAUUACUUUUUGAGAUUUGGAAAGAUUUUGGGGAAGGAAACUGGAUUUCAGGACACUGCUCAAGUUUUUAUUGGACAAGGGAAAUUGUGGUUUGCUAGUUCUAAGUUUUUUCAUUCUGUGAAUAAAUCGAGUUCCUCGUUAUUCGAGGCAACCCUGUUUGUGCGUCCCGGGAUUGCCUUAGCUUCUAGUUCUGAAUUUGUUGGCAAAAGAAGGACAUUGUCUGUUGUUGAUACGGUAUCUAGAACGUUUUCGGUACCUUCUGUAUCGGGGCCUUCCAUACAGGUUUGUGGUUAUCAUAUUGAUUGUGCUCUUUCUGGACCGGGCAAGUUUUCAGCUGGCCGCAAGUUUCGGAUUAAAAGAAUGGCUGCCUGCUUACCUGGGAUAGCUGGUGGUGGAGGCUCUUUAGAUUACUUGACUCCGAAGCGUGGUCGUGGUCUGUUGGUAACUAAGAGUAGCAACAGUGUCUAUUUUAACACUGGUUUGGGAAAUGGUGGAAGAGUGAGCAUGAGUUUGAAUAACCAUCAGCGGCCAGAUAAUAGUGCAAUUUUUGGCUAUUUUGUUUGUAAUGUUGCAAAAAGUUGGUGCAGUUCUUUCAGUUUUACGCAGUCGGGGAAAGGCGAUUUCCAUAGUUCGUCAACGUCAUGCAACUCUGUUGGCCCUGCUCAUGAUGCCCCUUUGGACACUACUUCCCGUGAGGAGAAGAAGCUAACGAAUUCUGCAGAUUCAUCUGAACUGAAAACUCCUUCUGGGAAAACCCUGAAGCUGGUAUCGGGAUCAUGUUACUUGCCUCAUCCUGAUAAAGAAGAAACCGGUGGAGAAGAUGCUCAUUUUAUAUGUUCUGAAGAACAAGCUGUAGGAGUGGCUGAUGGUGUUGGUGGCUGGGCAGAUCUUGGUGUUAAUUCUGGAUUUUACUCUCGCGAGCUCAUGUCCAAAUCAGUGGAUGCUAUUCGAGAUGAGCCCAAAGGUUCUGUUGACCCAGCUAGGGUGCUGGAAAAAGCACACUCAAGUACUAAAGCCAAGGGUUCAUCCACAGCAUGCAUCAUUGCUCUUACUGAUCAGGGGCUUAGUGCCAUUAAUUUGGGAGACAGCGGCUUUAUGGUUAUUCGUGAUGGUUGCACCAUAUUCCGAUCUCCAGUGCAGCAACAUGAUUUCAAUUUCACCUAUCAGUUGGAAUAUGGUAGCAAUAGUGAUAUACCUAGUUCUGGUCAGGUUUUUACAGUUGCUGUUGCUCCUGGUGAUGUCAUAGUCGCUGGUACGGACGGGUUGUUUGAUAACCUAUACCAUAAUGAGAUUACAGCGGUGGUGGUCCAUGGUGUAAGAGCUGGCUUAAGCCCUCAGGCCACUGCUCAGAAGAUAGCUGCAUUGGCACGUCAACGCGCACUGGAUAAAGACAGGCAGACUCCUUUCUCAACUGCUGCUCAAGAUGCUGGAUUUCGUUACUAUGGUGGCAAGCUUGAUGAUACCACAGUUGUAGUUUCAUAUAUUAGGGGUUCUGAAGUUGCGUAG